AUGUGGACUACAACCUCCGGCUUACGGGGCAAGAAGCUCCAUUUAGCCAUCACCUUCACUUCGGUCAUUGGAUUCUCCCUGUUCGGUUAUGAUCAGGGAUUGAUGUCUGGAAUUAUCUCCGGUGACCAGUUCACGAAGGAAUUCCCUCCUCUCGCCAUUCCCGAUGGCAGCAGCCAGUCUUACUCUGCUCAUGUCUCCGUCCUCCGUGGUGCUGUCACCGCUUGUUACGAACUAGGUUGUUUCUUCGGUGCCAUCUUCACCCUCAUUUGGGGUGAACGGAUUGGCCGCACCCCUCUCCUGGUCUCGGGAGGUAUUCUCAUGAUUAUCGGCACUGUCAUCUCCACGGCUGCUUUCGGCCCCCAAUGGGGUCUAGGGCAGUUCGUCGUGGGACGUGUCAUUUCAGGUCUUGGAAACGGCAUGGAUACGGCCACGAUUCCCGUGUGGCAGUCCGAAUGUUCGCGUGCGCAUAACCGUGGUUUCCUCGUUUGCUUCGAGGGUGCUAUUAUUGCCGUCGGUACUUUCGUCGCCUACUGGAUUGAUUUCGGUCUCUCGUACGUGGAUAGCUCGGUUCAAUGGCGAUUCCCCGUCGCCUUCCAGAUCCUGUUUGCUAUCUGUGUUACCGUUGGCGCUAUGAUGCUCCCGGAAUCUCCUCGCUGGUUUGUGAUGCGAGGACACGAUCAGGAGGCGCUAGAGGUCUUAGCUCAUCUCAACGACAGCACCGUCGAUGCCGAGGAUGUGCUCACCGAUUUCAACCUAAUGAAGGCCGAUCUCAAGGCCUCCCAGGGCAACAAGGCGAGCUGGAGAGAGCUCUUCAAAUUCGGCAAGACUCAGGAGUUCCAACGUAUGAUGAUUGGUUGCUCUGGCCAGUUCUUCCAGCAGUUCACUGGCUGCAAUGCUGCUAUCUACUAUUCGACCCUACUCUUCGAGCAGAACCUUAACAUGGAGCACCGUCUCUCCUUGGUUCUUGGAGGAGUUUUCGCCACAGUCUACGCCCUGGCCACUAUUCCCUCGUUCUUCAUGGUUGAGAAGGUCGGCCGUCGCAAUCUCUUCUUGAUCGGGUUCCUCGGUCAAGGUCUCAGUUUCAUCAUCACUAUGGCCUGCUUGGUCACUGGCAACGACGAGAACGCCAAGGGUGCUGUUGUGGGUAUCUUCCUAUUUAUCUGCUUCUUCGCCUUUACCACGCUGCCUUUGCCUUGGAUCUACCCUCCCGAGAUCAACCCCCUCCGCACUCGUACCAUGGCAGCUGCUGCGUCAACUUGCACCAACUGGAUCUGUAACUUUGCCGUCGUCAUGUUUACCCCCGUGUUCUCCGACCAAAGUGGUUGGGGUAUCUACCUCUUCUUUGCGCUGGUCAACUUCGUCGCUAUUCCAUUCGCCUGGUUCUUCUACGCUGAAACUGCCGGUCGUGACUUGGAAGAGAUUGAUCUUAUCUUCGCCAAGGCCCACAUUGAGAAGAAGUGGCCCUACCAGAUCGCGAACAGCAUGCCUAAGCUCACUGUUGAGCAGAUUGCUCAGAUGCAGAUCGAGGUCGGCCUGGCUGUUCCCGAUCACCAGUUCGCGUCUGAGGCUGAGAAGGCUGAGAUCGCUAUGAGCAGCGGAGAGAGUGACGAGAAGCACGCCUCCGAUUAA
Molecule: messenger RNA, 1629 nt
Organism: Penicillium nucicola
Lineage: Eukaryota; Fungi; Ascomycota; Eurotiomycetes; Eurotiales; Aspergillaceae
Exons: 1
Coding region: 1-1629 (542 amino acids)
Biological process (GO): carbohydrate transport; transmembrane transport
Cellular component (GO): membrane
Molecular function (GO): carbohydrate:proton symporter activity
Source: RefSeq, a predicted model, not a curated record